This is a messenger RNA of Priapulus caudatus, 2927 nucleotides long. RefSeq lists its product as uncharacterized. NCBI's taxonomy places the organism in Eukaryota, Metazoa, Priapulida, Priapulimorpha, Priapulimorphida, Priapulidae. The record is from RefSeq and is a predicted model, not a curated record. The transcript has 17 exons. Gene Ontology annotation, cellular component: cell periphery; cell septum. The coding region runs from base 89 to 2905 and encodes 938 amino acids. Gene Ontology annotation, molecular function: chitin synthase activity.
GCAUUUACCAUACGGGUGACGGUGUCGUAUACAAAGAACAAGCUCUAGCUUACAUAUGGCGGACUGUGACAACGUAUAGUCACCGACGAUGGCCAGCAAACAACCCAGCAAUACGAAUUCUGCUACAGGUGCGAGCGCGAAGAGCCAUGGGACCACGCAGGGCCAGAGCGGAAAUACCAACCACAGCAGGCCUGCGGACGAUUCGUAUUGGGAAGACCGCAAGUGGGAUGUCUUCAACGACGUCUCCUACAGUCCGGACGACAUGUCUACUGGCGCCACCUACAACCAAAAGGCGCUUCGCUUCAUCAAGCUGAUGCUCUACGUCGUCACGUGCCUGCUGGUGUUCGUCUGCGCAUGCGUGUCGAAGAUCUCCUUCUUCCUCAUCGUGUCGCAAAUCUUCAUCGAGUGGCCGACGGCGGCCGACGCUGGCGCCAACGGUGCGCGCAGCUCGCCGACGUGGUUUCUGUCGCUGUGGAUAGUCGUGAGCGUGCCGCACGCUCUCAGCCUCUACCGCUGCUGCAAGGUGAUGAUGUUCCGUAACACGCCGUGGCCUUCCGUCGGCCUCUUCCUCCUGGUGGUCAGCGUGGAGACCUUGCACACCCUCGGUGUUUACACGUUCGCCUUGCGCGUGCUGCCGCGCAUUGACGCUGUCUACGGUGCCAUGGUAACGAGCGGCAUCUGCUUCAUACCAGGGGUUAUGCGUCUGCUUAAUCAUGGCCGCCGGGAGCGCUGGGGUGUCGCGCAAAUUCUGCUCGAUGUGCUUGCCAUUGCCUUGCAGGGUACGGUUUUCGCGUGGCUCUUUCUCACCCUCGAUGCGCUCAAUGCGGGCAUCGCCACGGCAUCUCUCAUCUGCAUCUCGCUCAGCUACUGGGAGACGUUUGUCAGCGAAGCCUCCGCCAUCCCGAUCCUCUCCCAGCUGGGGAAAACCCGCAAUGAGAUGCGAGGCGCGCGCCACAAGACUUACUUCCUCGUCAACGUCUGGAAGAUCGUCGCCGGCCUCGGCAUUACGGCCUUCUUCGCCGGGGUGGCCGGAGCACCAGGUGGCGCUAAAAGCAUCUUCGGCGACAUUCCGGCGGUAGUCGUGUACACAACCAUCGUUCAGGGCGCCGCGUCGUUGCUCGGUUACGCGACGGUGCGACUCGUCUGCAAGAUUAAGAUUCAGUUGUUCAGCUUCUCGCUGCCCAUCGUGCUGUCGACGCUGGCGACGGUUGUUCUGCUGUGCGUGCGCUGCUUCUUCAGAGAUCCCAUCGUCUCUCUUCUACCGGCGACCGAAGAGUUUUACUGGAACUGCCCGGAUAAGGAAGGAUCGAAGAACGUUACCUACAUCAUGGAAUACUACGGCUGGAUGUGGUUUUUCUGGGUAGCUUCGCAAUUCUGGAUCACAUCGCACAUAUGGACGCCAUGUAUCGAACGUCUGGCAAAGUCGAACAAGAUCUUUGUGAGACCAUUUUACUGCAGUCUCCUCUUUGAUGUUGGCAUGCAGCUAAACAGGGCGCGAGACGAGAGGAAGCAAAACAGAGAGCUGCUUGGUGGGAUCAGAAACACCACACUGGGAAUAAUCCCGGACACAUUAGACUGGGAUGAGCUCGUCAACAGCAAAGUUUCCGCCGAAGAGCCGUCUAAGAAUUUGGAUGACAUUACGACGCUACUAUACUUCUGUGCCACUAUGUGGCACGAGACGGCGAACGAAAUGAAAGGGCUGAUGAAAUCCAUAUUUCGCUGCGAUCAAGACCAGAGUGCUCGGCGACUGGCCCGCACCUACUUCGACCGGAAAGACGACGACUAUUACGAAUUCGAGGCGCACGUGUUUUUUGACGACGCCAUGGAGACGGUCGGUGGUCAGCGUCUGCUCAACGAAUUCGUGCGACAAUUCAUCUCGACGGUGGGCGAGGCGGCAAGGUCAGUGACUGGAGCCGCAUACGAACCAACCUACCAGAAGAUAGCGACACCUUACGGCGGCCGUCUGCAGUGGGAACUGCCAGGCGGAAACCAGCUAAUAGUGCAUCUUAAAGAUCAAAACCUUAUUCGUAAGAAAAAGCGCUGGAGUCAGGUUAUGUACCUGUACUACCUGCUCGGAUGGAAGCUUCUCGACCAGCUAGAUGGCAGCACUGCGGUAAAGCAGGCGGCCGCCGACAACACCUACCUGCUGCUGCUUGAUGGCGACGUCAGCUUCAAGCCGGCGGCCUUGCUCAUGCUCAUUGACCUCAUGAAGAAGAACAUUAACGUGGGCGCCGCGUGCGGCCGCGUGCACCCCGUCGGCAGAGGUCCCAUGUUGUGGUACCAACGGUUCGAGUACGCCAUCGGGCAUUGGCUGCAGAAAUCCACCGAGCACAUGAUUGGCUGCGUGCUGUGUAGUCCCGGAUGUUUCUCGUUGUUUCGCGGCAGCUCCAUCAUGACGAGGGAGAUCAUUGGUCGUUACAACAAUAAGGCGCAGACGGCUGCUGAGUGGAUACAGUACAACCAGGGAGAGGACAGGUGGCUGUCCACCCUCUUGCUGCAGGCUGGGUUUCGGAUUGAGUAUUGCGCCGCGGCUGAUGGCUACACUCAGGCUCCAGAGACGCUAUCCGAGUUCUACAACCAGCGUCGACGCUGGAUCCCGUCUACGCUGGCCAACAUCAUUGAUCUGCUGCUGAACUCUCGCUCGAUGGUCCGGAAGAAUCCAACUAUCUCGUGGCUGUACGUGCUCUAUCAAGGACUGCUGCUAUUCGCCACACUGGUCGGACCUGGCAUCACAUUCAUUAUGGUCGUUGGCGCUCUGACCGCCGCGCUACCAACCGCAGCGACGUCGAUGAGCAGUGCAUGGGUGUGCUUCAUCGUCAAUCUCACACCCGUAGUCAUCUUCAUGUUUACAUGUAUCUACGGAUCCGCGAAAACGCAGGUGAAGCUUGCCGCCAGCCUGCCCUGACGGCGCUGCUUUGGCUAUUGCG